Acanthocheilonema viteae is the source of this 960-nucleotide messenger RNA. Lineage: Eukaryota; Metazoa; Nematoda; Chromadorea; Rhabditida; Onchocercidae. The record is from the annotation of a GenBank genome assembly.
AUGGCGAUAAAUCGAUACUCACUGGUCGCUGGAACUCAGGUGCAAUCUUGCAUUUUGCGAUACAGUCAACCGACACAUACAGUUAGUGUUUUAAUGAGUACUAUGAAGCAGGAAAGUGUUGUGGUAGGACGAAAGGAUGUUCCAGAAAAAAUUGGUUUUUUUACCAAGUUGAAAUACCGUUUCCAAGGAAUCCCACUGAAGGAUGAAUUGCAUGCCCCGAUAUCCUUUAUGAGGGAUAUCGGGAAACAGUAUAUUCCACCACCUUUGCCAGAGGUACCGAAAGACUUUAAAGAAUAUCCAGAGCGUGAUUUGGUGAAUUAUCCAUAUCCUGCGAAGCGUAUGUACCCACCAAAGUUGCGGCUUAUGAUCGUGCCAGACAAAUUUAUGAACGAUUUUCAUAAAUAUACGGGGACAUCCGGACCAUAUGUAUUCUUCGCUAUGUUUUAUGCAUUUCUGCAUACGAAAGGGCUAUUCGAGAUUGCUCACGAUAGAGUGAAGAUCUUAAUCCUUCUGUUCUACUAUUACAUAUUUUCCAGGGCUUUCAACUAUCGAUGGGAUAAAUAUUUUUAUGAAAAUUGUAAGGAAGUUGAAAAAAAGUACUUGGAUAUCAUCGACAACAACUUCAAGGCAAUUCGAGAAAUUCAAGAGACAUCGAAAGCAGAAAAAAGUGCUUAUGCAGCAGUGAAGGAAUACUAUCCAGCAAUCUUUAAAGAGAAUUUAGCCCUUCAACUGGAAUCAACUUAUCGGAAAAAUGUGGAAAAAUUGGCUACUGAAAUGAAGCGCCGUCUUGACUAUUUACAAGAAACGGAAACCGUGAAACAUAGUUUCGCUCGUGACCACAUGCUGAAGUGGAUCAUCAGUUCUAUCCAAUCGGAGAUAAUGGCAAAUAAAGAAAACAUUAAGGAAAAGUAUAUGGAUAUCUGUAUCGAACAACUCAAAGGGCUCUCUUUACAACGAUGA